AUGCCAGGAAGUAUGGCCCCCCUCAAGAAGCUUCGGAAUACCACCAAGUUGCCCCUGGCUUUAAACCCCCUGAAGAGCAAGGACGUGUUGGCAGUGCUGGCUGAGAGGAACCAGGCUAUAGUACCCGUUGGGGCAUGGGUGGAGCCUGCCCCGCCAGAUAGUUCAGCAGUCCCGGCAUCUACUUCAGCAUAUAUGAUUGAAGAAGAGCUAAGGGAACAGCUAAGAAAGAAACAAGAAGCUCUGAAGCGUUUUCAGAGACAAGUCAAACGCCGAGUAAAUCAGCAAAUUAGGCUGAGAAAAAAGCAACAACUUCAGAGGUCUUAUGAAGCCGCAGAAAAAGCAGGCUCUAUAGCCAUGCACUCUUCAGAUCCAGCAAACUUAACUCUUAAAAGAACGAGUAUUUUUCCAAACCAUUUGAAUGCUGCUAUUGGAAGUGCUAGGUUACUUCCUUCCCGGAAGCUUGAGGAUGGAAUAGAAGAUAGAGAGAAUCAAAAUGAACUAUUCCAACAACAAGCCCAGGCUCUUAGUCAAACCAUGAAAGAAGCACGUCACCGGCUGGCAUCAUUUAAAACUGUGAAUAAAAAAAAUGCAUUGGUGUUUCCAGAUGAUCAAAAGAAAAACUUUUCCACCCAAGAGGAACCUGACACUGAGGAAUCUUCAUCUAUUAUGAUAGAUAAGAAAGGGAAAAAGAAUUUGUCUUGUGGGGACCAGCAGGAUCUCCUUUUUGAAGACAAGGAUAUACCUUUCAGCACAAUUCAGAAAGUACAAUUCAAAAAUCCAUUAUUUGCUGUGAUGGAAGAGGAAGAGGUAAAUCAGUUACAUCAGGAUGUUCUGCCAGAAGCCCAGGAUUAUCUUCCAGAAGCCCAAGGUGACCUGCUGCAAACCCAGGGUGAUUUGACAGGUGUCUGCAGUGUUGAGCUGGAAGCCCAGAGUGUUGAGCUGAGGCUCGGUACCCAGGAUAUCAAGCUGGAAGGCCAAGCUGUUGAGCCCAAAGCCCAGGCUGUUAAGACCAAAACUCAGAGUGUUAUGCUGAAAGAUCAGAGUGUUGAACUAGAAGAUGGGAAUAUUGUUUUGGAAGUCCAAGAUUUUCUACUCCAAAACCAGGCUUUUCUACCCACAGACCAGCAUGUUCUUCUCAAAGACCAGAAUGUUCAACCCAAAUGCCAGGACCAGGAUUUUCUACCCAGAGUUCAGAAAGCAGAUUUGAAGCCGCCAGCAUCAGUUUUGAUAGGUAGGAGUCGGGGGGAGGUGUCUCCUCUGGAUGUCCGUCAAGAUCUUCUACACAAGCAUCAAGAUCAGGCCUUCAUCAAUGGCAAGAAGGUACGCUUCAAGGAGUCAUAUUGUGAUAUUACACAUGAGAAAGGGAGAGAAGACUUUUCUCUGGCAGGUUAUCAGUAUCUGCCUCCUAAACUUCAGGACCAGGCCUUCAUCAGAGAUCAGAACAAGUGUAUCAAGCAGCCCUCAUCUUUUGAGAAAUGGGAGAUUGAAAGACGAGUUGCUUCUGAAGUGCCAUCGAGCUUACGCUCCAUACGGCAACCAUCUGCUGGAACAGCUGAAAGAUGGCAAGCAGGUUUGCUUCCGGCUGGCCGUCAGCAUCUUCCACCCAAGUGCCAGAGAGAGGCUCCCAGCAGCAGACAGGUUGGUGGUGAAUAUCAAUCAGGAUUGAACACUGAAUUCCAAACUCCACUGGCACUUCAGUCAGGAGUAAGUCAAGAGGAAGACAAGAAAGAGCGUCAAAAGCGGUACCUGAGAUAUAGACGACUUUUCAUGGAUGUUGAAAGAGAACAAGUGAAAGAACAACAGAGGCAAAAAGAACAAAGGAAGAAAAUUGAAAAAAUUAAGAAAAAGAAAGAGCACCAACGUUAUGCUGAAGAGCAGAGGAUAUUAAGAAUGAACUUACACGAAGAGCCAUAUUCAGGGGAGAAGAUGAGUGAGGUACUAGCCCAGCUACAACUUGAGGAAGGAGCCAGAGAAAAACAACAGAAAGAAAAGGAACACCAAAGAUAUGUAGAAGCUUUAAGAGCCCAGAUCCAGGAGAAAAUGCAGCUGUAUAAUAUUACUUUACCUCCACUAUGCUGCUGUGGUCCUGAUUUUUGGGAUGCUCAUCCUGAUACCUGUGCCAACAAUUGUAUUUUCUAUAAAAACAACAAAGCAUAUACCCGGGCACUACAUUCAGUCAUCAAUUCCUGUGAUAUCCCUGAAGGGAACUCAACUCUUCGAGUCGCCAUUCAUAAUUUUGCUUCUGCACACAGACGGACUUUGAAAAAUCUGUAA
This is a messenger RNA of Lipotes vexillifer (Yangtze River dolphin), 2274 nucleotides long. It is a transcript of the gene CCDC15, whose product is annotated as coiled-coil domain containing 15. Bases 1 to 2274 code for a protein of 757 amino acids. Gene Ontology annotation, cellular component: centrosome. The record is from RefSeq and is a predicted model, not a curated record. The transcript is spliced from 15 exons. Lineage: Eukaryota; Metazoa; Chordata; Mammalia; Artiodactyla; Lipotidae.